AUGUCUCAGUCUACGACUCUCCUCCUCGUCCUCCUCCUAUCAGUUGUCGCAAUCAAUCACCUCCCCGUCGUAAGCUGCAACAGACAAUGGUGCAUGGCGAUGUGGACUGCGUCAAACGAGCAGUUACAAGCAAACAUUGACUACUGUUGCAGCAACGGUGUCGACUGUACACCAAUCCAACCCGGUGGGAUUUGCUACAACCCUAACACUCUGUUAGACCAUGCGUCGUAUGCCAUGAAUGCUUAUUACCAGAGCCAUGGUCGCAUCGAAGACUCUUGUGACUUCAACCGUACCGGUUGUUGGGUUUUUGUCGACCCAAGUCAUGACACAUGUAUCUACUUCACUUGA
Molecule: messenger RNA, 348 nt
Organism: Microthlaspi erraticum
Lineage: Eukaryota; Viridiplantae; Streptophyta; Magnoliopsida; Brassicales; Brassicaceae
Source: the annotation of a GenBank genome assembly